Messenger RNA from Scaptodrosophila lebanonensis, 2386 nucleotides. RefSeq names its product synaptic vesicle glycoprotein 2C. Gene Ontology annotation, biological process: transmembrane transport. The record is from RefSeq and is a predicted model, not a curated record. The transcript is spliced from 9 exons. NCBI's taxonomy places the organism in Eukaryota, Metazoa, Arthropoda, Insecta, Diptera, Drosophilidae. Gene Ontology annotation, molecular function: transmembrane transporter activity. The coding region runs from base 196 to 1836 and encodes 546 amino acids.
GGAAUAGAACAGAAGAGAAGUAGAAGACCCCGGCCUAGUAGAAGCUUUUGCGGCGCGCUCUUCAAUUAAAAAUCGCAUAUUUCAAUUAAUUGAGCAACAAUUUGCCAAUGAACUUCAAUUAAAAGUGGAAAUUGUGAAUUUUCUUACAACAUACUCGUACAAUUACAACCUACUGCCGUUUAUAAAACAUUCAUCAUGAUUGAAAAUAACAAUCAAAGUAGUGAUAGUAAAACAAAAGAGACCGAUGCAGUAGACAGUAGUGCUCCCGUAGAUUUUGAAAGAGCCAUCGAAGCUGCGGGCUUUGGACUUUUCAAUGUCAUCCUUCUGCUGGUGAGCAUACCGGCGGCGUUUGCCAGUACGUUUGAGUCCUCGACCAUGUCCUUCAUCCUGCCCGUUGCCGAAUGCGAUCUUCACCUGACACUCACCGACAAGGGCGUUUUAAAUGCUGUCGCCUAUGGCGGCAUGACUGUCUCGGCAAUUGCUUGGGGCUACUUGGCCGACACGAAGGGACGAAGGAAGGUCCUCAUGUAUGGAUUUUUGGUUGACGCUUUUUGUGUGUUUGGCAGCGCGAUAAGUCAGAACUUUGCGAUGUUGGUCAUAUUUAAGUUUCUGGGAGGAUUGGUGAUCAAUGGACCAGCAGCAGUGCUCUACACCUAUUUAACGGAACUGCACGGCGCCAAGCACAGAUCUCAGGUACUGCUGGUACUGGGUAUGGUAAUGUCGGCUGCUCAGUUGGCGCUACCUCUGCUGGCUUGGGGCAUUUUUCCGAGAGAAUGGGACUUUGAGAUAUUUGGUUUUCUAAAUAUUCAUAGCUGGCACGUUUUUCUGUUUGUCUGUGGAGUGCCGAGUCUAAUAAGCGGCCUUAUACUGUCUAUAUUACCCGAGAGUCCAAGAUUCCUUAUGAGCCAGGGUCGUAAUGCGGAGGCCUUGCAGGCACUGCAAAAAAUUUACGUAUACAAUACACGUUUACCCAAGGAGACGUAUCCGGUCAAGGAACUGGUUGAAGAGGUACCCAGUCGCGAUGCGAACAAAGACGAGGUAAUCUAUACUAUUGAGGCGAAAGCCGGGCAUAAGAAGCCGCACUCGCGCACCUUCACCGAAAGCCUGCGAUCUGGAAUGAAGCAGGUGAAGCCAAUGUUUCAAAAACCCCUCCUGGGUCUUUCCCUGCACUGCUACACCAUGCAGUUCUGUAUCUUGCUGAGCAUGAACACGAUUCGGCUCUGGCUGCCCCAGCUGUUCGCCUCCAUGGCCGAGUACGAGGCGUUCCAUGCAAACGAUGGGGAAAAAGUAUCGGCAGACAUAUGCACAAUCUUGGAGUAUAGCAUCAACAGAACGGCUGAGACAGCAACGGAUUACGAGAGUGUUUGCUUAGAGCCCAAGCCAAUUUCCAUGGACAUGUACACGAAUAACAUUAUAAUCUCAGCUGUUGGAUUCGUUAGCUACUUCUUCGCAGGUGGCUUGAUGCGUGCUUUGGGUGGCAAGCGGUUGCUAGUCUAUGGCCUUUUUAUAUCGGGCAUCUUGGGAAUGAUACUGUAUUGGUCCGUUAACAGUCUUAUGACGCUCAUUGUGUCGGCGGCCUUCAUUACAGUGUCGGGCAUUGCCACCGUAUCUUUGCUGGGAGCCGUCGUUGCCUUAUUUCCCACAUCUUUGCGUUCGCUGGUAGUUGCCAUUGCCAUGAUGUGUGGCAGAUUUGGUGCCCUGUCCGGUAACCUACUCUUCCCCAUUUUCAUACAAAUCGGAUGCAUACCGCCCUUCCUGAUGGUAGCAUUGGUAAUGCUGUUUGCUGCUAUGCUAGCCAUAUUCGUGCCAAAUCCCAAUAAGACAGAGUUCUCUUAGUUCAGAUCAUGAUUCAUCUUAUAUUUAUGCAUUCAUUACUAUCAAUUGGAGGCAUCGUUAAAAGUUACUUGUUGUUAUAGCACUUAGUUGUGCACUUAAGCAUUGGGGCAAACAAAUAGCGUCUGCUUCUUCAAGCGUUCCAAACAUAGGCAUAUUUACUUACACCAUGAAAGGUUCCGUGAAGUUUGGUUGGACAAGGUAUAUUGAAAUGAAUCAGUAAAGUGCAAUCUACUUAUAUAUAUUUUUUUUUUGCUAUUAAUAUGCAACGUAGGUAUUAAAAUAUAUUCCCUAAAAACAACGAUGAAAUUCCAAAAAUUUUAUAAAAUUGUAUCUCAAGUAGUUUAUAAAGAAUCUAAGUAGAGCAAAGCUACAAAGAAAUUAUCUUGUCUUCAGAUUAGACAAUUUAGAAUAUUUAAUGUUUAAUGGUCCUACUAUUUGUAAGUAGAAUUUGUAUAUUUGAAUAUUUUAUCGAUAUUUAUUUUGUGUGAUAGGUGAUUGAAAUUACUCGUGUAAACUAAAUAAAUUGUAAUAUUUAAAUUGAAAAUCUGAA